Phasianus colchicus (ring-necked pheasant) is the source of this 2490-nucleotide messenger RNA. The record is from RefSeq and is a predicted model, not a curated record. NCBI's taxonomy places the organism in Eukaryota, Metazoa, Chordata, Aves, Galliformes, Phasianidae.
AAACCUUGUGAGGUUAUGUUGAGAAAACUUGUUUCUCUCUUACAGGAUCCAACUUACUGGGUGAAUAUUCACCACCUGGAGUAUACAGAUGGAGGAAUCCUGGACCCUGACGAUGUGCUGGCAGAUGUUGUGGAAGACAAAGAUAAGCUGAUUGCUGUUUAUGAUGAGCAAGAACCUCACCGUAAGUCUGAUGGCACCAAUGGGAAUGUGACAGACAGAAGUAGCCCGGACCUGUUUGAGGCAGAGGUAGCAGCUCAGCUGGCUGCCUUUCAACCAAUUGGGGGCGAGAUUGAAGUGACUCCUUCUGCCCUGAAGCUUGGCAUGCCACUUCUGGUACGAAGGAGCAGUGAUCCAGCUUUGGGCCCACCUGCUGACUUCCACCCAAGUGCCUCUCAUCCCAGUGACCUACACAAACAUGCUGUGGCAGGUGCUCCCCAGGUAUCCUUUGAGGAUGGGGAAAUGAACCUUGCAGGACCUGCAGAACUGUUGUCAUCACAGAGGGCCCGUCUUCCUGUAAGUGAAAUGACCAAAACUGUGGAGAUUUCUGGGGAAGGUGGACCCUUGGGAAUACACGUAGUGCCCUUUUUCUCAUCUUUGAGUGGAAGGAUGCUGGGACUUUUUAUCCGUGGUAUUGAAGAAAAUAGUAGAUCUAGGCGUGAUGGGCUUUUCCAUGAGAAUGAAUGCAUUGUGAAGAUCAACAAUGUGGACCUCAUAGAUAAAACAUUUGCACAGGCUCAGGACAUCUUCCGCCAGGCAAUGAAAUUUCAAAAUGUCAUUUUGGAAGUCCUUCCUCCUUAUAAUCGAGAACAAUACGAGAAGUCUGCUAUUGCUCCCCUUUGUUUUCUGCAUAAUGAUGAAGAAGUUCCAAAAACAAAGAUUCCACCUCCCGUUCAUCCGAAACCUACUCUGAAAACAAUUAACCUUUCUGGAGCAGGCAGCUUGGAUGCUGGUGUACAGGCAACGCUACAAGCUAAGAGCCCCAACCUCCCACGUCUGGGUAGAAAACCAUCUUCACCCUCACUGUCUCCCCUUAUGGGCUUUGGCAAUAAAAAAAAUGCAAAGAAAAUAAAGAUAGACCUGAAAAAAGGUCCUGAGGGACUUGGUUUCACUGUGGUUACCAGGGACUCUUCAGUACAUGGUCCUGGUCCUAUUUUUGUGAAGAAUAUUUUACCAAAAGGCGCAGCAGUAAAAGAUGGUCGUUUGCAGUCAGGCGACAGGAUCCUGGAGGUGAAUGGACGGGACAUCACUGGCAGGACACAGGAAGAGCUUGUAGCUAUGCUGAGGAGCACAAAGCAAGGGGAAACUGUCUGUCUGAUCGUAGCUCGUCAGGAGGAGGCCUUUCUACCUCGAGAGCUGAAAGGAGAGCCAAACUGCAGUAUUCUUUCUCCAGAAACCACAGAGCAGCUGACCUUUGAGAUUCCUCUGAACGAUUCUGGCUCUGCUGGACUUGGUGUGAGCUUAAAAGGCAACAAAUCUCGGGAGACUGGAGCUGACCUUGGGAUUUUCAUCAAAUCCGUUAUUCACGGAGGUGCUGCUUUUAAGGAUGGUCGCUUGCGAGUAAAUGAUCAACUUGUUGCAGUAAACGGGGAGUCGCUUCUGGGCAAAUCAAAUCACGAGGCUAUGGAGACACUGAGGCGCUCCAUGUCCAUGGAGGGGAACAUUCGCGGGAGAAUCCAGCUCGUAGUUCUACGGAGACUGGAGGCACAAACAGAGGAUCGCUUGGACCAGGGUGUCUGUCAAAAAUCAGCAUGUGAUGGGAGUCAUAACUUUGCAGCUGUUUCCCGACGCAAUGGUGCUGUUCUUCAGCAAUUUGUAAACUGUGGCCCUCAGGAAAGAAUACAAGAGUUGCCAGUGUCUGACUGUGGCAAUUGUGAAAAUGAAACUCCUCCACCUCUGCCACCACACCCUAGUGAGGAUCUGCUGAAUGAGGAUCAUAACCAUAGCCCUACCAUAAAUUCAGCAGUGUAUUUAGCAGAUCAGCACAUCAACUUCACAUCUUUGACACCAGCCAAGCAGUCUGAAUCAAUUAAUCUGAAAGCCUCAAAAAGCAUGGAUCUGGUGGCAGAUGAAAGCAAAGUUGGUUCCUUGGCCGGACACAGAUCAGGUGCUUCUGGCAAGGAUUUUGGUCCUACGCUGGGAUUGAAGAAGUCCAGUUCUCUUGAGAGUCUUCAGACUGCUGUAGCUGAAGUUAGGAAGAAUGAUCUCCCUUUUCACAGACCCAGGCCCCAUGUGGUCCGUGGUCGGGGGUGCAAUGAGAGUUUCCGAGCUGCCAUUGACAAGUCUUAUGAUGGACCUGAGGAUGUAGAAGAGGAUGGUUUCUCUGAUAAGAGCUCUCACUCUGGUCAAGAAGCUCAGAACAUGGAAUCUGUCCCUCCAGGGAACCCUGAAACAGAAGAUGUUGAAACCAAAGUGAAAAAAGACAAAAAAAAUAGGGAGAAAGAAAAGAAAAAAGAAAAGGGCAAAACUAAAAUCAAAGAGAAGAAAAGGAAA